Neoarthrinium moseri is the source of this 1881-nucleotide messenger RNA. RefSeq lists its product as uncharacterized. The record is from RefSeq and is a predicted model, not a curated record. The coding region runs from base 1 to 1881 and encodes 626 amino acids. The transcript has 2 exons. NCBI's taxonomy places the organism in Eukaryota, Fungi, Ascomycota, Sordariomycetes, Amphisphaeriales, Apiosporaceae.
AUGGGCAGAGGUAAAACGUCUUGUAUCCUGCCGAUGGUAGCGGCGGUUCUAGCUGAUGGAAAGCAACUUUCCCGGCUCAUUGUUCCCAAGCCUUUGCUGGUACAGACUGCUCAGAUUUUGCAAACAAAGCUAGGUGGCCUGUUGGGCCGCGAUAUCCUCCACAUUCCGUUCUCACGCCGUACGCCAACCACAUCCAAGUUCACAACUCUCUUCAGACAACUUCAUCAAGAAACAUUGACUUCCCGAGGUGUGAUGCUCACCAUGCCGGAGACUGUUCUCUCGUUCCAACUAAGUGGAAUUCAACGCCUGAAAGACAUACGAUUAGAUGAAGCGAGGGACAUGAUGCUGUUUCAACAAUGGCUGACCGCAAAGUGCCGGGAUGUGAUCGAUGAGUCCGACUUCAGUCUAGCUGUCAAGACCCAACUGAUAUAUCCCAGCGGAUCUCAGGAGCCCUUAGAUGGCCAUGCACUGCGAUGGCAUGCGUCUCAGAGCCUCCUAGAUCUCAUUGAAGGCCAUUUGACGCCUUUGUGUAAGGAAUUUCCUAAAAGUAUCAUCGUUGUCAGAAGGCGACAUGGCUACCCGACUGUAUACUUUCUAAAGCAAGAAGUUGAAGACGCCCUAACUAAUCUCUUGGUGAACGACGUAUCCUGUGGAAGACUGCAGAGUCUCCGUAUGCCGGGACCCUGGACCCAAAAGAUUGGAACUGAGAUAACACGGGUUCUAUCGGAUGAAAAUCUUAUCCGCAAAAACUUCCGACGUGCAGCGAGACACUUCGCAGAUCGAGAAUCAGCUUAUAAACUUCUUCUUCUCAUCCGUGGACUUUUGAAACAGAAGAUUCUUCUGUCAUGCUUGAAGAAAAGAUGGAAUGUCCAAUUUGGAAUACACCCAGCGCGAGACCCAAUCGCUGUCCCAUUCGAGGCAAAGGGUGUGCCUCACGAACAAGCUGAAUUUGGUCAUCCCGACGCGGCUAUCGCUUUCACCUGUUUGUCCUUCUACUAUGGAGGAAUCUCAAAAUCCCAAUUCAGCGAGGCGCUGCAGCAUGUCUUAAGUUCUGAUGAUCCAACGACUGAAUAUGAUCGUUGGAUUAGUGAGGCUAUGGUCCUUCCAACUACAUUGCGGCAAUGGAACAAUUUGAAUCUAGAAGAUGAGCCGCAGAUUGAAACUUUGUGGAGAUCUCUACGAUACCAAAGGAGUAUUGUCAACCACUACCUGAAUAACUUCGUAUUUCCAGUCCAUGCGAGGCAGUUCCUGGUGAAGCUCCAGGCCUCUGGCUGGGAUUUGCCGCAGUUCUCUGCAGGAGGGAAGUUGAAGGCUAAUGUUACAGUUGGGUUCUCGGGCACCAAUGACAACAAACUGCUAUUACCGCUUACAAUCAAGCAAGACGAUCUUCCCAGGCUAGUCGAGACCAACGCCAAGGUUCUGACAUAUCUUCUCAAAGAUCGAAGCCGGGGCUACUACAAAGCUUCAGAUGACUUUGGACGGCCGCUCUCAGAACCAAGUCUACUUCAGAAGAUCAAGUCUCAAAAAAUCAGAUUGCUGAUCGAUGCUGGGGCAUACAUACUCGAUCUGGACAACCAAGAUCUAGCCCAAAAAUGGCUCGAGAUUGACACAGAAGCCAAAGCGGCAGUGUACUUCAGAAACGACAACAAAGCUUGGGUCAAGUACCGUGGCGGCAAGAAGCAAGAUAUCCCCUUGUUAGCGACACCGUUCGUCGAUCGACUCGAUCAGUGUGUGGUAUACUUGGAUCAGGCGCAUACCCGAGGCACAGACUUCAAGUUUCCUCCACAGACACGCGGCGCUUUGACUUUGGCAUUAGGACAGACCAAGGACCAUACCGUACAAGUUAAGAGUUCCAACGAGGGAGCUGCGCUCCUGCUUUGA